GUGUGAAGGGCAGGGCUGUGACUUCCGCCUGGCCGAGAACAGCGGCGGCGGUGCAGAGAUCAGGGCGGAUUCACCGAGUCUGGACAAAAAUGGACAGCCAGGGCAAAAAAGUGGUGGUCUGUGACAACGGGACAGGGUUCGUGAAGUGUGGAUAUGCUGGCUCUAAUUUCCCAGAGCACAUAUUUCCGGCUCUGGUCGGGAGGCCGAUCAUCCGCUCCACUGCCAAAGUGGGAAACAUCGAGAUCAAGGAUUAUAGGAGGAUGGACCUGAUGGUGGGCGACGAGGCGAGUGAACUGCGCUCCAUGCUGGAGGUGAACUACCCCAUGGAGAACGGCAUCGUGAGGAACUGGGAUGACAUGAAGCACUUGUGGGAUUACACCUUCGGCCCGGAGAAACUCAACAUCGACUCAAGAAACUGCAAGAUCCUGCUGACCGAGCCCCCCAUGAACCCCACCAAAAACAGAGAGAAGAUCAUCGAGGUGAUGUUUGAGACCUAUCAGUUCUCUGGAGUUUAUAUCGCCAUCCAGGCCGUCCUUACACUCUACGCUCAAGGUCUGCUGACGGGUGUAGUUGUGGACUCUGGCGACGGCGUCACUCAUAUUUGUCCCGUGUACGAAGGCUUUUCUCUUCCUCAUCUCACUCGCCGUCUGGACAUCGCCGGAAGAGACAUCACACGCUACCUCAUCAAGCUGCUGUUGUUGAGAGGUUACGCCUUCAACCACUCGGCAGACUUCGAGACGGUGAGGAUGAUGAAGGAGAAGCUGUGUUACGUGGGUUAUAACAUCGAGCAGGAGCAGAAGCUUGCGCUGGAGACCACUGUUCUGGUGGAGUCUUACACGCUGCCGGACGGGAGGGUGAUUAAAGUUGGCGGCGAGCGGUUCGAGGCUCCUGAAGCUCUGUUUCAGCCUCACCUCAUUAAUGUGGAGGGUGUGGGGGUCGCUGAACUGCUCUUCAACACCAUCCAGGCUGCAGACAUCGACACCAGGGCUGAGUUUUACAAGCACAUUGUUUUGUCGGGCGGCUCCACCAUGUAUCCCGGUCUGCCGUCUCGUCUGGAGCGAGAACUCAAACAGCUUUACCUGGAGAGAGUGUUGAAGGGAGACGUCGACAAGCUCUCGAAGUUUAAGAUCCGCAUUGAGGAUCCUCCACGUCGUAAACACAUGGUGUUUUUGGGUGGCGCAGUGCUAGCAGACAUCAUGAAGGACAAAGACAACUUCUGGAUGACCAGAGAGGAGUAUCAAGAGAAGGGCACGCGUGUGCUGGAGAAACUGGGUGUCACUGUUAGAUAAAUCAAACACAUUCUCGCAUAAACACACACAAAUACACACAAAGCAUCACACACUCACACUCCCAGUCGCCGGGUGGCAUUUUGGCAGCGUAAAUGCACCAAUGUUUUUUUCAAAAGAUGAUGAGGAAAUACUUGAGAACCACAAACAAAUACUUGAACUUCCUUUUACAAUCCAAAAAUGAAAAGUGCUUAAAGUUUGUACGACAUUCCAAAUGUAAAGGCUCAUAUCAGUGAUAUUGAGUGAAUUGCUCACGAAAGCCGUUUAUGCUGCCAAAAUGAAUCCACAAAAGCACCACCAUAUCAUGACCUGUUUGUUUCGAGUCCUGUCCGCUUUAUGAAUUCUCAUCGACUCUAACAAAGUCAAAUAUCACUCAAAAGAGAGUUUAAAAAAAUUAAACAUGAGGAUGUUGUGUAAGUAAACAAUAAAAAGAUGUAUUUUUAAGAGAGGUUUCUUUGGUAAGAAGUUGUUUUUGUAAUGAUAAAAAAAGUCGUUGCAGCCAAUUAGCUAAUAAAAAUGAAGACUAUAAGAAUGGUGGCUGAUGGUAUCAAACAUACAGACGUUCUGGCAGAAGUGUCUACUUUUUACCUUUAAUUUUCUGCAAUGGCUUUCUCUCAGUGUUGUUAGAUGUGCGCUUCAUCUGAUUUCCUGAAAGUAAAGAGGGAAAUGCGGUUAUGACCUGGACCAACUUCUCUGAAUAUUACAAUAUUUUACGAGUGCUCUGAGCUCAAAUAAUGUCAAUGAGGAUGCUUUAAAUAAACUAACUAUGAGCAUCGCUAAUCUGCUUAGCUGUUAGGAUUUGAAAGUCAUAUAGACAGGUCGUUCGCAAUUAGAUCUGUGUUUUAGUCUAAAGGACAUUUAUAAACGGUAGUAUCAGUUUCAGACUGUGUUUGAAAGGGAAGUGAUAAUGUUCUGCCGCAUGUUUUGCGUACAGUUAUAGCUGAAAACUAGAAGCUCAUUUCCGCAUCUGUAUCUCAUCAAAUUCACAUUUUAGGAUCAAAAUGGACUUUUCUUUUGCAUUGACAUAAUUUUGACAAUUAGUCACUUUUUUGUUUCUAUUGUCAUUACCGUAAUGCUAAUAUAAUGAAAUUAUCAAUUACAUAAUGCAUUAUUUUAAUAAAAAAAUAUAUACAUGUAUUGGCGUGAUGACAUUAUUUUCAUGACGAUUAAGCUCUUUUUUGGUCUGUAUUGUCAUUACCGUAAUGUUAUUACGAUAGAAUUCUUAUCAACAUCUUGCCUUUAAAUCUGUCAUUUAUAUUAAAACAAUGCAUUUUGACAUUAUUGUCAUGACAAUUAAGCACUCUUUUUGUCUGAAUUGUCAUUACCGAAUUGCUAAUACAAUGGAAUUCUCAUUCACAUAAUACAUUAUUGUUAUAAAAAUUAUAAUUCAUUGACAUGGUAUUGUGACAAUUAGGCACUUUUAUUGUCUGUAUUGUCAUUAUCGUAAUGCUAAUAUAAUGGAUUUCUCAUUAACAUCUUGCAGAUACGUUUAACGUUUUUAUUCAAUUAAUGUAUCUUAACAUAAUUUUCAUGAAAAUUUAGCACUUUUUGCCUGACUUGUCAUUAACGUAAUGCUAAUAUAAUGGGAUUCUCAUUAACAUCUUGCCCAUACAUCUAUCAUAUAAUGGAACUAUCAUUAACAUCAUGUUAAUACAGCUUUCAUUUUUAUUAAAAUAAUGCAUUUUGACAUUAUUUUCUUAACAAUUAAGAACUUUUUUUGUCUGAAUUUUCAUUACCGUAAUGCUAAUAUAAUGGAAUCCUCAUUACCAUCAUGCCAAUUACAGCUAUCAUUUUUUAAACAAUGCAUUUUGACAUUGUUUAUGACAAUUAGGAACAGUUUUGUCUGAAUUGUCAAUACCGUAAUGCUAAUAUAAUGGAAUUAUCAUUGACAUCAUGCCAAUACAUCUAUAAUUUUUUCUUAAAAUAAUGCAUUUAGACAUUAUUUUUAUGACAAUUAGGCUCUUUUUUUUGUCUGAAUCGUCAUUACCAUAAUGCUAAUAUAAUGGAAUUAUCAUUACCAUCUGGCCAAUACAGCUAGCGUUUUUAUAAAGUUAUACAUUUUGAUGCUAUUUUCAUGACAAUUAAGCUCCUUUUUUGUCUGAAUUGUCAUUACCAUAAUGCUAAGAUAAUGUAAUUUUUAUUACCACCAUGCAAAUACAUGCAUAAUUUUUAUUAAUUUAAUGCAUAAAAUAAAAAAAAUUACUCUAAUGGAAAAAAACUACAAUCAUUACCAUAAAGAAACAUUUACCUUGAUUCAAAGUCAAAAAUAAAUAGUGAAAAUACAGUACUCUUUCGGUAAUAUAGUAAACAAAUACUGUAUUUACUAGCAAUGAGAAUCAGAAAAUAUAUGUAAAAUUGAAAUUUUUGUAUGGAAAUGAUUAUUUUGGAAUUAAUGUUUAUAAUCGUUUAUAAAAAUGUAGCUGUAGUUUUUUUAAGAAUGAAAAUUAGACUUGGAAUAAAAAUGAUAGUAUCCAAUAAGAAAUGUAAAUUAGUGGAAAUGACAAAAUAUAGAGGAACAAAAUGUGUUACGGUAAUGAGAAUUUCUAAUGUAAAUUGGUGUAAUGUCAAUGCAAAAAAGCAUUCUGAUUCUGAAAUUAGAUGGGGUUUUUUUUCCUUUUUUUUUUCUUUGCAAGAUUCACAUUUGGAGAGUUGGCCAUAAAUCAUCCAGAUUAGCUGCAGCAGUGCAUUUAGUUGCAGCUCACGCAUGCAUUUCUCACAUGCAUCACUCCAUGCAGCUUCAGUUAGUGUUGCUCAUUCCAUUGCAAUACCCCAGAUCCUUUUCAUCAGCUCAUUUAUUUUAGUGUUUUAAUGAGUCUCAAUCGUGUUUUACUCCCUCGAGGAACUUCAUGGUUGUUCACAGUCUCAACAUGUUUUUUACUUUCCUUGCAUUUAAAGGGAUAGUUCACCUUUAAAAUUAAAAUGUGCUCACCAUUUCCUCAAAGUGUUUCCAAACCUGUUUGUUUUUUCUUUUGUUAAACUGCUGGAAACCUGUAACCAUUGACUUCUAUAGUGGGAAAAGCAAAUACUGAAGGAAAAACUCAAUUGAUGACAAUAUUUUCAUUUUCAGGUGAACUAUCCCUUCAACAGUUUUUUGUUUAUUUGUUUUUUUUUUCUUCUCUGGUGGUUGUCGGGUAAUUUUCGUGUCCUAGUCGUGCGGCAUCUAACAGUCUGAAAAUGAAGGCGUCUCUGGUUAGACGCUUCAUUCCCAGACCCAAGACAGCCAUGAUGUAACGGUUUACUGCCUGUUUGUAAAAAGAAUGACACAAUAAUGACGGUAAUGAUAAUGAUGAAAAUAAUUUUAGUGUUUGUACUCGUUGACAGCUGUUUUGAAAGCUGGAUCAGUGAUGUUUCUGUGUUUGGCUUUGGGUUUGUUCACACUCGGACUCUUCACAUGUGGAACAAACAGUACGACGACUCCAUUGAUUUCACUUAUGCGUGCUUUCAGUGCCAAGUUUGGGUAUUGUAGUCAUUUUUUUUGUUUGUUUUCUGCAUUUUUUUUUUCUGUUCGUUGCGUACUGCCAGACCACUGAUUUAAAUAAAGAAAAUUGAUUUAUAACUCAA
Messenger RNA from Danio rerio (zebrafish), 4847 nucleotides. The record is from RefSeq and is a predicted model, not a curated record. Lineage: Eukaryota; Metazoa; Chordata; Actinopteri; Cypriniformes; Danionidae.